Hevea brasiliensis (rubber tree) is the source of this 1726-nucleotide messenger RNA. Its product is annotated as metal tolerance protein 1. Lineage: Eukaryota; Viridiplantae; Streptophyta; Magnoliopsida; Malpighiales; Euphorbiaceae. Gene Ontology annotation, biological process: zinc ion transmembrane transport. Gene Ontology annotation, cellular component: plasma membrane; vacuole. The record is from RefSeq and is a predicted model, not a curated record. The coding region runs from base 292 to 1503 and encodes 403 amino acids. The transcript is spliced from 3 exons. Gene Ontology annotation, molecular function: zinc ion transmembrane transporter activity.
CCAGCAAUUGGAUUUGCUUUGCUUAUCAUGUUUUCCUUUGAGAAGAGAAGAAAGCGACGGCAGUUGUUAGGGACAAUAUAGUAAUUCUAAUGAUUUUCUGUGAUGGGUAUUUGCGAAUAUCCAGUGCCCUAUCUCCCUGGAGAUUCCGGUUCUAGACUCCUCUGGUCUCACUGGGGAAGGAAGAGACAUCCUUUUUAUCUCUUAAGAGAAUACCUCAACUGUCGAAUUCGAGGACUCAAUGUGCUUGCUGCUGGGUAAUCUUGAUAAAAGAACAAGAGGAUUGUUUCUUGCAUGAUGGAAGCACAAAAUCCUCAACAUGCACAAAUUAUUGGAAUAAAUGUUGAUGUUCCUGAUGGGGGGAGCAAUGUUGGGGGCAGUAAGAUAUGUGGGGAAGCACCUUGUGGAUUCUCAGAUGCUGGAGUUAACUCCAAAGAUGCCAAAGAACGAUCUGCUUCCAUGCGCAAGCUCUUGAUAGCAGUGGCACUUUGUGUAGUCUUCAUGAGUGUUGAAGUAGCUGGUGGCAUCAAAGCUAACAGUCUUGCAAUAUUGACUGAUGCUGCGCACUUGCUUUCAGAUGUUGCAGCCUUCGCUAUCUCCUUGUUCUCUUUGUGGGCAGCUGGCUGGGAAGCCACGCCCCGUCAGUCCUAUGGAUUCUUUAGGGUUGAGAUUCUAGGUGCAUUGGUUUCCAUACAGCUCAUAUGGUUGCUUGCAGGGAUUUUGGUAUAUGAAGCCAUUGCUAGGCUCAUUGAUGAUACAGGUGAUGUAAACGGCUUUGUAAUGUUUAUAGUUGCUGCAUUUGGUCUGGUGGUGAAUGUCAUCAUGGCUCUUUUGUUGGGUCAUGAUCAUGGCCAUGGCCAUGAUGAUCACAAUCAUGAGACCAGGCACAGCCUUGGGAAGAAAAUUACCACUCAUUAUCACCACCACCACCACCACCACCAUCAUGAGGAGCACUUGAAAGAUGAGCACCGUCAUCAAGAGGAGCACUCAAAAGAUGAGCACCAUCCUGUGUCUGAAGAAAAUGCUGUGCCAUUGCUGGAUAAAGGAAAAGGCAAGCAUGGGAAAAAACAAUGGAACAUAAACAUACAAGGGGCUUAUCUCCAUGUACUUGGGGAUUCCAUUCAGAGUAUUGGUGUAAUGAUUGGAGGUGCAGUCAUAUGGUAUAAGCCUGAGUGGAAGAUAGUUGACCUGAUCUGCACUUUAAUUUUUUCAGUCGUAGUUUUAGGUACGACGAUCAAAAUGCUGCGCAACAUACUUGAAGUCUUGAUGGAGAGCACUCCAAGAGAGAUAGAUGCAACAAUGCUAGAGAUGGGGCUGUUGGAAAUGGAGGAAGUGGUGGCCAUUCACGAGCUGCAUAUAUGGGCCAUCACAGUGGGCAAGGUCCUCUUGGCUUGUCAUGUUAAAAUCAGACCAGAAGCAAAUGCAGACAUGGUUCUGGACAAUGUGAUAAACUACAUCAGAAGGGAGUACAAUAUUAGUCAUGUUACCAUCCAGAUAGAGCGGUAGUGGAGGAAAUGGAUCAACUCGUAUUAUCUGGGGCCUCUUGUUUCUGAAACUUCCAGUUUUUCCAUCAUGUGGGUGGCGAUAUGUUAUCUCUGCAGUGGUAGCUUUGAGUAUUGAUCUUUAAAAGUGAUAUUUAGGUGGUAGAUAUAAAAAUGUUAUCAUUUAGACUAUUAUUUGUAUGACUGCUGCUGGUUUAUGUAAUAUAUCUUGAUCUUGCAUUACAGAA